Molecule: messenger RNA, 374 nt
Organism: Theobroma umbraticum
Lineage: Eukaryota; Viridiplantae; Streptophyta; Magnoliopsida; Malvales; Malvaceae
Product: SART-1 family
Biological process (GO): mRNA cis splicing, via spliceosome; maturation of 5S rRNA
Cellular component (GO): U4/U6 x U5 tri-snRNP complex
Source: RefSeq, a predicted model, not a curated record
GCAGGAACAUGGACAAGAAAAAGAGCAAACUUGUUGGCAUUGUAGAUGAUCGUGAAAAUGAUAGAUUUAAAGAUAUUCGCAUUGAGAGGACAGAUGAAUUUGGUCGAAUUAUCACUCCCAAGGAAGCCUUCCGGAUGCUUUCUCAUAAAUUUCAUGGUAAAGGGCCUGGCAAAAUGAAGCAAGAGAAACGGCAGAAGCAAUAUCAGGAAGAAUUGAAGCUGAAGCAAAUGAAAAAUUCUGAUACACCUUCCCUGUCAGUGGAGAGGAUGAGGGAAGCUCAAGCUCAGCUGAAAACACCCUACCUUGUCCUUAGUGGUCAUGUGAAACCGGGGUAUGGUUUAUAUAUUGUUUUAGGUUAAUUGUAAUCUCUGCUG